AACUCAGUACGCCCUGUGGCGGGAUUCUGUAACUCUCAAUCGACAAUUCUCGAUAUCGUUAACUAACGAUAUUUGUCGCUUGCGCGAGCGUCGCUACCUCCGUUGGGUGAUCCUGUAACUUCCUUCUAUCGAUAAUUAUCGAUGAAAAAUCUUGUUCGAAGGCAGCGACAAAAUUCGAUAUCCGUUCAUUGGCAACGUUCAUCUCUUGGGUUAUCCUUAACCAAAUUAUAGUGAUAUCUAGAGGAAUUUGUGAACACGUGAAAACUUCGGAAAAAAAUAUUGAGCUAUUUUUAAAUAUAAGCAAACGACCACAAAGAAUAAAGAAACGUUUAAUAUGACAGAUCUUAAAAUGAAGAAAAUACGAAGUGCCCGAUCGUCUGAGCAACAAAUUUUGAAGAUGCUCGACUUUUUUCUGCUAAAUAAAGGCCUUGCAGAGGGCAAAUUUUCCAUUCUUAACGGCAAAGAUGAAGCACAAGAGAAGUGGACAGAAUUAACCAAAGAAUUAAAUUUAAUAAAAGGUGCCGUUAAAACCUCUGAACAGUGGCAAGUGGUAUGGAGAAAUUUGAAGAGCCGAACAUCGACGAAAAUCAGAAAUCUUCGAAAACGUAAGGCAGCAACAGGAAAUAAGGCGUUGGAUCUCCCACCCUUGACAGUGAUCGAAGAACGAAUCGUUGGAAUUGUUGGCACGAGUUACAUAGGAGGAAGUAGGGACUGCGCUGACAGUAUUCCUGAAGAGGAGGAUUUACAAGAGGCGCUGGCUGAGGGAAAUACGUCAGUCUUAUCACUACAUCCUACGGUUUCCAGCAUUUAUAUUAAUAGCGAGAUUCCUCUUCAAGAAGAAUCAGUAAAUGUUAGCAGUGAAGCCCCAAAUGUUCCUCCUAUACCACCGACAAACGUAUCAACAUCAUAUCUUUGGGGUGAGAAGUGCAAAGUUCCAACCUGUACUUCACGGACCACCAAAACAACUAAACGUCUGAGGCUCUCCGAUACAUUAAGCUCAGCUAGGGAAGAGUUUCAAAUGAUUUUGAAGGAGCAAACUAAAGCUAUGAAUAUGCUUGCCGAAGCUGCCAAAAUACAAGCUGAUGCAGCUAUGCUAAAUGCCACUGCCAUGCAGGACUUAGCAAAAGCAUCAAUUCAACUGGCAGAAGCUGCUUCCGUGCAAGUUGCAAAUGAGGAAAAGCGAAUUUCAAUCAUGGCCAAGUUGAUAAAUGUAUUGUCCAAUUUGUUGCCAAUUUAUUUGAAUGAAAAUAUAUAAGUUUAACAGAUUGUUAUGCCGUCGAGUUCUGUAGGAUUACAAAUAAAUUGCACCGAUUUGGAAUUA
Messenger RNA from Cephus cinctus (wheat stem sawfly), 1321 nucleotides. RefSeq lists its product as uncharacterized. NCBI's taxonomy places the organism in Eukaryota, Metazoa, Arthropoda, Insecta, Hymenoptera, Cephidae. The record is from RefSeq and is a predicted model, not a curated record. Bases 335 to 1255 code for a protein of 306 amino acids. The transcript is spliced from 7 exons.